Messenger RNA from Osmia bicornis bicornis, 2444 nucleotides. RefSeq lists its product as uncharacterized. The transcript is spliced from 10 exons. Lineage: Eukaryota; Metazoa; Arthropoda; Insecta; Hymenoptera; Megachilidae. Bases 77 to 1687 code for a protein of 536 amino acids. The record is from RefSeq and is a predicted model, not a curated record.
GAAUAUUCAUAUGCAUAUUAAAUAAAGUUUUGUUUAAUUUGUAUCAUCACCGAUCGAUGAUGCCAACGCUUAGGCUAUGUUUAUACUCACGUUUGUAUGGAUAGCUUUAAUUAUCUCCACUGGAAAAGCUCGCCGUAGCGUUGACGGACUUAAUUUGGACAUUAGCAGUUGGAGCCCGUUUCUGUUCAAAGAACCAGAUGAAUUUCCAAAUUACGAUAUAACACGUUGGGUGCGACGAUUACAUCUGCAACAGUGUGCCAUCGUAGAAAUCGGCGAAGGAUUUUGUGCUUUGUUCGUCGAAUUACGUAGCAUACCUUCGGAAUCAAAGGUUCUGGACAACUCUGGAGUUGGAGAAUUCUUCCUGGGUAUCUGUCCCUGUUUCACGCUUCACACCUGGAGCUUGUGCUCGUUUGAGCUGACCAGCCAAAGGAAAGGGGACUGUACUUUCAACGAGGCUACUCCAUACUCAAACACCAGUGCAAGAGUUCACCGGCGAUUAUGCGACGUGACAUUACUUGUCGAAAAUGCAACGAACUGUAACUGCUCCAUAACGAUAGCUGGCCAAGCGUUGUAUAAGACAAAAGGAUUUCCUACGUGCUUUUUGAAUCCGUUGCCGGAAUCUCUGUGCUCGCCGCGCAACGUUUGCGGCAUUGCAAGAUGUUCCGGUACCACGAUCAAAGGAAUACACACUCCUCAAUGCGCCACUAAUUGCCAUCAGAGACAGCCAUUCUGCGAAGAGAUCGGACCAUGGACUUCAAUUCCGACGGAAAUUAACUCCUUAUGGUCGCGCUGGUCUUCUCCGAAGUGCAACAACACGUGCGGCAAUGGUUUCAUGGUAGCCGUAGCAUCGUGCCAAGAUCAAGUAACCGGAAAACCAGCUAUAGACUGUAUCGGUCCAGGAUCAUUUUGUUGCCCGGAUAGCAUCGGUAAAUGUUACUGCGAGGUAAACAUCGUCGAUGGAAUUAUGAGAGUGGCCAGGUUCACAGAACCUUGCAUUUCUACCGAAGGGUGUACCCCAAGCGACGUUGGAACGUUCACUUUCGAAGGAGAACACGAUCCUGGUGGCAGCAUCGAUUUCGAAGAAGCUUAUGAAAACGAUGAUCGUGAAAGGUUUGAAGAUACGCUUUACUACUCAGAAUCGGUACGAGCAGGAAAGCGUCAUCUCCUGCAAGCUUACAGUCACCGUUCCAUGCUGGAAUACGAGUCACGCGAAAAUAGACCAUCAAACGAAAACUUGAAAAACGAGCGUGGAUAUCGUUCCCUUCUCAGAAGUCGAUUGAACGGUGAUGCCGGGUAUGACGCCCAAGUGCAAGAGGAGGAUAACGAAGAGGACGAGGAGAAAGACGAGGACAACCCCGACUACGACGAGGAAGAGGACGAAGAAGAAGAAGACGAGACGAUCGGCUUCAGAGGCUCCGCGAAGGGUCGUCGGAGCCCGAGGAAACAUAUUCGCGAGGCGAAGUCCGAUUACAGGGCGAUUGGCCACGAGGGUAGGCCAGAGGUCGACGAACUCGAGAAAGCGCCGAUGGAGAUCAGAUCCGUUACGGAGGAGUGUGACGAUGAUUCCACGGAACCGCUGCAGUAUUACGAUUACGAUGCAGGAGGGAAUGCAGUAUUAAAUAUACGAGCUGCGUUUGCCUUGAAACUGGUAACAGUGAACAUUUUACUCUGGUUCUCUUGGCAUUAAUGGAAAAACGUAACGUAGAUGAAAGAUAGCUAUUUCCCUGGCCUUGAAAGAAGUAUAAUGAUCUGGACAGAAGUUUCUUGAUGCGCUGGAAACUGCAUAAAUGAAGAUACAUUUCAAUUCAUUGGAAUUAUGAAACACAGCGUAUUUCUAAUAAAUACAAUUACAAAACUAACGCACAAUUGCGAUAAAUAUUUAUGUUACUCAGAGACAAUGACAAUAGAUUUAUGUAAUUUUUAAACAAUUAAUGUGAAUCAAUGAAAAUACAAGAAAGGAAAGAACUGUUACGUAUAAAAGUCAUUGGACUAAGCGAUCUUCUAAUUAUUUUAAGCAACAAUGUAUAAAAUUUCAAUUAUUAGCUUUCUUAUCCUAUUCCAGUGGAAAGGAACAAUGAACAGGUUAAUUGUAACGUUCAUUCGUCUCGAGCAUCGGAGCUGCACGCUUCAGACGGCUACUUUCACCGUUGAUUUAAAUUAUCCGAGAAAGUGAACCCUUAAGUGUCUUACAAUAGCUAUUAUUUUAUGUAUUUUUUUUCUCCUUUGAUUCUCGCUGAUCGUUGAACGUUUCUUUUAAUGUUAAUUAACUUAUCGCUUCAACAGAAACACGUAGAGAAUGUUCGCUUGAAUCAUUUUUAACGCAGUUGCAUUCCCGUUGGAAAGCAAUUAUUUCUAAAAAAGUGCUAUUCACCUGCAAGAUAUCGUUUAUCUGUUAAACUGUACGUUAUGUACUAGAAUAUAAUUAAAAGAAUUAUAAAUAUUAA